AAGUACCUCUGCCAGCGCGUCGGCUGCGACGCCGUCUACGACGCGAGCGAGAACGCGGCGGGGAGCUGCAGGCAUCACCCCGGCGCGCCGACGUUCCACGACGGCACGAAGCGAUGGUCGUGCUGCGGGAAGAGCUCGCACGACUUCGGCGAGUUCAUGUCGUUCCCGGGGUGCGCGACGGGAAGGCACACGCAGAGGAAGCCGAAGAAGACGCGCGCGCCGCCCGCGCCCGCGCCCGCGCUCGCUCCGAUCCCGAUGCCGACGUCCGCGGAGGCGAGAGCGGGGGCGGCGGCGUCGCCCGCGGCGUCGCCCGCGGCGGCGUGCGCGCGAUGCCGGCAGGGAUUCUUCUGCAGCGACCACGCCGCGAGCGCGGAGGCGCAGGCGGCGUACGUCGCGCCGACGAUCAAACCGCCCUCUAACCCCGCGGCGGAUACCGUCGUGUGCGCAGACCCAGACGCGGUGCAGAUCUGUCGGAACAAAGGCUGCGGCGAGAGCUACCGCGAGCGCGACAACGCGGACGACGCGUGUUUGCAUCAUCCGGGGCCGCCGAUAUUCCACGAGCGCAAGAAAGGGUGGGCGUGCUGCGACGUGAUGUGCUACGACUUCGACGAGUUCAUGAGCGUGAAGCCGUGCGCGCGGGGGAGGCACUGCGCGGCGCCGGAG
Messenger RNA from Micromonas pusilla CCMP1545, 663 nucleotides. RefSeq lists its product as uncharacterized. The annotation marks the transcript as partial. The transcript has a single exon. The record is from RefSeq and is a predicted model, not a curated record. Lineage: Eukaryota; Viridiplantae; Chlorophyta; Mamiellophyceae; Mamiellales; Mamiellaceae.